Adineta steineri is the source of this 1380-nucleotide messenger RNA. The record is from the annotation of a GenBank genome assembly. NCBI's taxonomy places the organism in Eukaryota, Metazoa, Rotifera, Eurotatoria, Adinetida, Adinetidae.
AUGAUUAUGAUUAUAUCUAUUCAAGCUGACAUUGAUCUAACUGGAACAACGAUUGAUCCUAAACAUGAAUUACUUACGGAAGUUGUUGGAAGAUAUCGAUUAGCUGCUCGACAAUUUCGUGAUAAUCAAUUAAUAUUACCAUUUGAUAUUCAAUUUUCAAUUCAAGAUAUAAUUAAAAUUGAUAGUUCAAUAAAUGAAUAUCAUUUUCGAGCAAUGAUACAACUUGAUUAUCAAUUUGAUCUUCUUCAUUGGAAUUCUAAUGAUACACAUAAUCGUUAUUAUGAUAUUGAUGAAAUUAUAUUAACUAAAACAAUUCUACAAUCUCUUUGGUUACCUGAUAUUCAUUUAUUUGAUAAUGAUACAGUAUCAUUUGAUAUUGAACAUGAAUCAGCUAAAGUCCAUCGUAAUGGUCUUGUUCAAUGGAUACGUCGUGGUUUAUUUAUAGUAACAUCACCCAUUGAUUUAACAUAUUAUCCAUUUGAUCGUCAAUAUCUACGUAUAAAUAUGUAUAAUCAAGAACAAAAAUUAAAAUUACAAUAUCAAGAACAUAAUAUUUCGAAAAUCAAUACUCAUUUACCACGUUCAUUCAAUUUAUGGAAAAUUUUAUUUAAUGAUAUAGAAAAACAUUCCACUGAAAAUCUAACACUCAUAUAUCAAGAAAAUAAUCAAACAAUAAAACCAAUUCUUUCACGUGGUUGGUUUAUUCAAACACUUGGUAUAAAACCAAAAACUCUAAAUGGAAACUUAGAUCAUUUAAAUAUCUAUAUAUUAAUUCAACGUCGUCGUGAAUCACAUAUUUAUACAACAAUUUUGCCAACAUUAUUUUUUUCUGUGUUUAUAUUUAUUUUCUAUUUUUCAUCUAUUGAAUCUUAUCAACGUUUAAUUAUUGGUUUAUUACAUAUUUUAGCAACAUUAAUGUUUAUUAUAUAUCUUGAUAAAAAAAUUUCAACUGAACAAUUAUCACAUACACCAUUAAUAAUACGAUAUUUAUCAUUAAUAUUUUUAAUUGAAAUUUUAUCAUUAUUUUUUGAUCAUAUUAUACAUUCGAUUUAUUAUGGUGGAAUACAUUUUAUAUCAAAUUGGUUACGUAAAAAAGAAAAUAAUGAUGCACAACCAGCACGUCUAUCACGUGUGAAAUUAAUAACACAUGGUUUACAUUCAAAUGGUAUUGAUAAUAAAGGAGGAACAGAUUUGUUAAUUAAACAAUUAAUUGAACGUGAAGAAUCAUUAAAAUUUGAAGAUUAUCAACGAUAUCAAUGGCAUAAACAAGCACGUAUUAGUGAAUGUUUAUGUUGUUGGUUUUUUAUCAUAAUUAUCAUUGCUUCUUUCAUCGGAAUUAUUUUUAUUCUACCAACAUUUAGUGUAUCAAAAAUGACUUAG